This is a messenger RNA of Anolis carolinensis (green anole), 2479 nucleotides long. It is a transcript of the gene prps2, whose product is annotated as phosphoribosyl pyrophosphate synthetase 2. Gene Ontology annotation, biological process: ribonucleoside monophosphate biosynthetic process; purine nucleotide biosynthetic process; 5-phosphoribose 1-diphosphate biosynthetic process. Bases 88 to 1059 code for a protein of 323 amino acids. Lineage: Eukaryota; Metazoa; Chordata; Lepidosauria; Squamata; Anolidae. The transcript has 8 exons. Gene Ontology annotation, cellular component: cytoplasm; ribose phosphate diphosphokinase complex. Gene Ontology annotation, molecular function: magnesium ion binding; ATP binding; ribose phosphate diphosphokinase activity. The record is from RefSeq and is a predicted model, not a curated record.
UCUCUGUGCCUCUCUCUUGGCCCUUCCUCCUCUUCCUCUUCUCCCCAGCUCCGGCCAGGCUCCGCUUCCCUCGCCUUCGCCUUCGCCAUGCCCAAUAUUGUGCUUUUCAGCGGCAGCUCGCACCAGGACCUGUCCCAGCGCGUGGCAGACCGGCUGGGGCUGGAUCUGGGCAAAGUGGUGACCAAGAAGUUCAGCAACCAGGAGACCAGUGUAGAGAUUGGUGAAAGUGUAAGAGGGGAAGAUGUGUACAUUAUCCAGAGUGGUUGUGGCGAAAUCAAUGACAACUUGAUGGAGCUUCUCAUCAUGAUCAAUGCUUGCAAGAUUGCCUCAUCCUCCCGUGUUACUGCAGUAAUACCAUGUUUUCCCUAUGCUAGGCAAGAUAAGAAAGAUAAGGACCAAGGUAGAUGGAGUCGUGCUCCCAUUUCUGCAAAGCUGGUUGCCAAUAUGUUAUCAGUGGCUGGAGCAGACCAUAUUAUCACCAUGGAUUUGCAUGCAUCCCAGAUACAGGGUUUCUUUGAUAUCCCAGUGGACAACCUUUAUGCAGAACCAGCUGUGCUGCAGUGGAUCAAAGAAAAUAUUCCUGACUGGAGGAACUGUGUCAUUGUCUCACCUGAUGCAGGUGGAGCUAAAAGAGUUACUUCAAUUGCCGACCGACUUAAUGUUGAGUUUGCCCUGAUUCACAAAGAAAGGAAGAAAGCUAAUGAGGUAGACCGCAUGGUCUUGGUUGGGGAUGUGACAGAUCGUGUGGCAAUCCUUGUGGAUGAUAUGGCAGACACAUGUGGCACAGUUUGCCAUGCAGCAGACAAGCUGGUCACUGCAGGAGCAACUAAAGUCUAUGCUAUCCUCACUCAUGGGAUUUUCUCUGGGCCUGCUAUUUCUCGGAUCAAUAAUGCUGCAUUUGAAGCUGUAGUUGUAACUAACACAAUUCCACAGGAAGAGAAAAUGAAACAUUGUCCCAAGAUUCAGGUUAUUGAUAUUUCUAUGAUUCUUGCUGAGGCCAUCCGAAGAACGCACAAUGGCGAAUCUGUGUCCUACCUGUUCAGUCAUGUUCCACUAUAACUCCAAUGAAAGCUGUGACGUGCGGCAUUCAGUACCAAAUAAUGGAUUUCUUUUUAAGGAUAGCGAAUGUCUAUGACGGCUUCAUGUUGCCUGUAUGCACAUUCCUUCUUCUGUUAUGGGCAAUAACUAAAAUGGGCACGAGAAUACUAUUUUUGAAAGCCAAAGGUAGCUCGGGAGUUUAACCUGAAUAGGAGUUUGCUUGCUGAAAGUUAUGGAACCUCAGAAAUAACAUAAUUUUAUACUGAUUUGCAAACUUUAAAGAUUUAAAUGGCUUAUGUAUGUUCCCUUUGAAAAAAUUAGUGUCUGCCAUAAGCUAACUAACGUUCUCUGGCAAUUGUCUUAGCCCUUCUGGAAAGUGGCCCCAGAACAAGGAUUAACUGUUCUCAGACCACUGAAAAAUCUCCUCUUUAAAUGUUCCUUUUAAUAGAUAGGACCUUGGAUGCAUUUACACUAUAGAAUUAAUAUGGAUUGAGACCACUUUAGCUGUCAUGGUUCAAUGCUAUGGAAGUGUGGGAUUUGUAGUUUAGGCACUCUUUGGUAGAGAAGGCUAAAGGCCUUGUAAAGCUACAACUCCCAUGAUGCCAUAGCAUUUAUCCAUGGCAGUGAAAGUGGUGUUAAACAAGGUUUAAUCCUAUAGGUUUCACAUACUUGAAGGAGAGCUCUAUGUCCCCCUUGGAUGUUAUAGGAGAGACUUCAGUGGGAAUAUUUUAUGUGGUCUGAGGAUUUUGCAAUAAUCUGAGUGUUGUCAUCUGCAGAGACCAAAUGAAAUAGGCCUUGGGACUCCAAUUUAUUUUAAAGCUAAUCCUUCUUCCUUGGUUUUAGUAAAAAUAAAAAGGACCAAUUAUAAUCCAUCAUAAUCAUCCACAUGUGUAAGAGAAUUUUGGUUAUCAAAAGGUACUGCCACUGGCUUCCCUAUCUUCUACUAAUGAGUUUGAACUUUUUAAAAGAGUAUCUUCUGUGCUGUGUUUUACUUGUAUGAAAAAGUGGCAUGAUUUUUUUUUCAAAACCAUAAUUCCCACAAGAACAUGUGUAUUCUCCAAAUCUCCCCAUCUGCAGGGGAACUGAAACAAUCCUAUAAAUACAUUUUGUUGUAUAAAUUUGCAAAACCAAUUGCUCAACAUUUGCUAAUUGUGCUGUUCUGACUGGUGUAUUUUCACAAGAAUGAAAUCCAUGUAAAUCAAACCGCAUUAAUUCUACAGUGUAGAUGCUUAUCUGUCCCCUCCUCUCCAAAAAAAGUUUGAUGUAGCAGUCCUCAAUGUUGUUUCUGUUAUCUUCUUUGCCAUUCAAGUUGGUCCAGCUAAAAGCAUUUUGUUACUAUGAGAAAAAACUAUAGAUCUUAUUUUUUUUCUUUGAAAAAAAUCAGGAAAAAAUCUCUUUAUUGUGUUUCAAGUUUCUCAAUAAACUCAGCAUUGUUCUACAA